Molecule: messenger RNA, 858 nt
Organism: Penicillium brevicompactum
Lineage: Eukaryota; Fungi; Ascomycota; Eurotiomycetes; Eurotiales; Aspergillaceae
Product: C-terminal helicase domain-containing protein
Exons: 1
Coding region: 1-858 (285 amino acids)
Biological process (GO): regulatory ncRNA-mediated heterochromatin formation
Cellular component (GO): nuclear RNA-directed RNA polymerase complex
Source: RefSeq, a predicted model, not a curated record
AUGUUGUUGGGAUGCGUAACAACCUCUUUGGCUGGGCCAUCGUUGUGCCGAGGAUUGGAAGAUGACGGCAGCCGUGUGAAGUCUCAUAGCAACCAAUGGGAGGUCGACAUGGCUACUGCGCUUGUUCAGCAUCUUUUCCGGCAGGGAGAGUACACAAGCGCGGAUAUUGCGCUCUUGACUCCCUAUACCGGGCAAUUACGGAAACUUAGGACGUCACUCAGCAAUGAUUUCGAGAUUUGUCUUAGUGACCGGGACUUGGAAACUUUGGCCGCGGAUAGGUUUGAGAAGGCUGAAGAUGAGAAACCUGAAUCAAGUGGUUACAAUGCAACCGAGAAGAAAACUUUGCUCCAGACGCUUCGCCUUGCAACUGUCGACAACUUCCAAGGUGAGGAAGCAAAGGUGAUUGUUGUCUCCCUAGUUCGCAGCGACCAAAAGCGGAAGGUUGGCUUCCUACACACCGAAAAUCGCAUCAAUAUGCUCCUCAGCCACGCUCAGCACGGCAUGUAUCUCAUCGGAAAUACCGAAACAUUUCUCAAUGUCCCCAUGUGGGCCGAUGUCCACUCUCAGCUAUCCCGUGUGGAUGCCGUCGGCGCGGAGUUGGCUCUCUGCUGUCCUCGACACCCCGACACGCCUAUUCUAUGCUCUGAGCUCGCGACUUUGAACGGAAGAGCCCUGAAGGUGGGUGCAGUCUGCCGUGUACCCGUCGACUUGAGCCAUGUGGUCAUCAAUGCCAGGCCAAGUGCCAUUCGGUGGUCAUGCACGACGGCUUUGCAUGUGGAAAGCCCUGCCCCCGUAUCCGAUCGACCUGUGAGCAUGAAUGCCCCAAGAUUUGUGGUGAAGAUUGUGGCCAUUGCAUGA